This is a messenger RNA of Ahaetulla prasina, 9731 nucleotides long. It is a transcript of the gene MYRF, whose product is annotated as myelin regulatory factor. Gene Ontology annotation, biological process: protein autoprocessing; central nervous system myelin maintenance; positive regulation of DNA-templated transcription. NCBI's taxonomy places the organism in Eukaryota, Metazoa, Chordata, Lepidosauria, Squamata, Colubridae. Gene Ontology annotation, cellular component: endoplasmic reticulum membrane; nucleus. Gene Ontology annotation, molecular function: DNA-binding transcription factor activity; sequence-specific DNA binding. The transcript is spliced from 27 exons. The record is from RefSeq and is a predicted model, not a curated record. Bases 219 to 3734 code for a protein of 1171 amino acids.
GCCAAUCGCCCCGGUGGAAAGCGUGUGGCUUCUGCUCAGGCGACGGAGGCACGCCCCAGCUCGGGGCCAGAGUCCGGUGGAGCCUAGUGCGAAGUCCCAGGGCGAAAAGGGCUCCGGGGCGCGCGCCGCCGGUGUUGCGCGCUCGAGGCGCCCUGGCCGGGGGGAUGCCCCUGUGCGGGCUCGGCGACUAGCCCGACCGCUUGGUGCAUGGCCCAGCUAUGGAGGUGGUGGACGAGACCGAGGCUCUGCAGCGCUUCUUCGAAGGUCAUGAUAUUAAUGGAGCUCUUGAAGCAUCAAACAUUGACACCAGCAUUCUGGAAGAAUACAUCGGUAAAGAAGACUCACAAGAUAUUUCUGAUUUAGAUUCCAUCUCUGACAUUCCAGCAUCAGCCGGUUAUCCUCAUACUCAGCCUGCCAGCUCUGCCACUGUCAAUGCAUCUGUCUCCAGUAUUGGUCAUGUAAUUACUCCUGUACCUAGUGGUAACUUCCAUCAUGGUCCCCCAAGCACCCAAAUCCCAGUCCGUCAUGGUCUCCAUCCUGGCCCUUCAAGCAGUCAAGUUCCAAUACGGCACGGACCCCCCUUGCCAAAUCCAUGUGGGUCCAGUUACAGUGCUCAUCUCAACUGCAAUAACAACAAUGGCAUGGUAGUACCCAAAGGGUUUCUCAGUGGCCACUGCCUGUCCAACAUACCCCCUCCAAUCAAAUCAGAAGCCUCCUACACAUCUGGCACUUUACCCGACUCUCCCCCAGACUCCGGAUCCGAAGCUUACUCCCCUCAGCAGGUGAAUGAUCCUCACCUUCUUCGAACUAUGACUCCUGAGAAUAUGUGUCAAGUUACUCCCCCUUCACGGUUAGAGCAUCCCCCACCCCCUCCGCCUCCUCCACCCCCACCCCACCUUCAGGGACUGCCACCACCACCACCUCCUCAUUCACAUCAGCAGCAGCACAGCCAUCACUAUCCCAGCAUGCAACGGGAUAUGUACGCGAAGGCUGAGCCUCUGCUGCCACAGUUCACUAUAGGACAAGGCAUGUCACCUGGUGACCUCCAUCAUGCUCAGCAGUCACAGAUGCUUCAUCAGCUACUUCAACAACAUGGAGCAGAACUUCCAGUGCACCCUGCCAAGAAGAGGAAACACUCGGAGUCACCAUCAAACACUCUCAAUGCCCAGAUGUUCAAUGGAAUGAUAAAACAGGAGCCAGGUACAGGAUCUGUGCCCCUCAACUCUGACAGAGUCCAGACACCUCCCUGGCAUCAGCAGGGGGCGCUCUCCCCAGGACUGAUUCAGGAUAAUGACAGCUUGAACAGCUCUUCCUACUUGGAUCCCAACUACCAAUCUAUAAAAUGGCAGCCACAUCAGCAGAACAAGUGGUCGACUCUGUAUGAUGCCAACUAUAAAGAGCUACCUAUGCCCACAUACCGAGUAGAUGCAGAUAAGGGCUUCAAUUUCUCUGUGGGAGACGAUGCUUUCGUGUGCCAGAAAAAGAACCACUUCCAAGUCACCGUGUACAUUGGUAUGAUUGGAGACCCCAAAUAUGUCAAGACUCCUGAGGGUCUGAAGCCACUUGAAUGCUUCUAUCUGAAACUGCAUGGGGUGAAGUUGGAAGCAUUAAACCAGUCAAUCAACAUAGAACAGUCGCAGUCAGACCGCAGCAAAAGACCUUUUAAUCCUGUCAUGGUCAAUUUGCCUCCAGAGCAAGUCACAAAGGUCACAGUGGGGCGGCUGCACUUCAGUGAGACCACAGCCAAUAACAUGAGGAAGAAGGGGAAGCCUAAUCCUGAUCAGAGAUACUUCAUGUUGGUUGUGGCUUUGCAAGCUCACUCUCAGAACCAGAACUACACUCUGGCUGCUCAUAUCUCCGAGCGCAUCAUUGUUAGACAAAGGGCCGGUUCGGGGGUAAAACACAAACAGAGGGCAGACGGGGACCCCGGAGUCUGCAGACAAGCUUCUAACCCAGGUCAAUUUGAGAGUGACAGUGAUGUACUUUGGCAACGCUCUCAGCUCCCUGACACUGUCUUUCACCAUGGCCGAGUUGGCAUCAACACAGACCGACCUGAUGAAGCCUUGGUUGUCCAUGGCAAUGUAAAAGUUAUGGGAUCCCUUAUGCAUCCAUCAGACAUCCGAGUAAAAGAUGAUAUCAAAGAGGUAGACACCACAGAGCAACUGAAGAGAAUCUCCCGUAUGCGGCUGGUGCACUAUAAUUACAAGCCAGAGUUUGCUGCCACUGCUGGCUUGGAGAAUACAACUGAGACAGGUGUUAUUGCUCAAGAGGUGAAGGAAAUUCUUCCAGAAGCAGUAAAAGAUUCUGGGGAAAUAGUCUUUACCAGUGGGAAAAGUAUUGAGAAUUUCCUUGUGGUAAAUAAGGAGCGGAUUUUUAUGGAAAAUGUUGGGGCUGUGAAGGAGCUCUGCAAACUGACUGACAACCUGGAGAACCGGAUUGAUGAACUAGAGAGGUGGAGUCAUAAACUGGCCAAGCUCAAAAGGUUGGACAGUAUGAAGUCAACUGGAAGCUCUGGAGCAUUCAGCCAAGCUGGGAGUCAGUUCAGCCGUGCAGAAAGCAUACCACAUAAAAAGAGGUCCCCCAAAGUGGCAGGCAAGACUCCCACACAAGGAGUCAAAGACCAAGCUUGCAUCAGUCAACGUUUUCUGCAAGGUACCAUUAUUGCUUUGGUGGUGAUUAUGGCAUUCAGUGUGGUGUCCAUGUCUACACUCUACGUGCUAAGUUACCGCAGUGAGGAAGACCUUGUGGAUAUUGAAGGGUCCAGUCAGAACAUAGAUAAAAAUAAGAUGACGUUUUCCACUACUGCACCAUCAAAUACCCCCAGCAAUGCUUCCCCUUCAGAGAAUGCCACAACCCAUGUACCUGACUUGUCCCCUGCCUUGCCUGCCUAUAACGUAGUAGUCUGUUUCAACCCACCUUGUUUUUCUACCUGUUGUUCUUCUGUUCCCAACAACAUAUCUACUCCUGGGCCUUCAGGGACCACUACAGUCGCCACCAACCGGAUAGACCAAAGCUUCGUGUCACUCCUACCAGUGACAAAUAUCAAAGCCAAAUCGAGGGGGAUCACCGGCAAGACAGCUUCCCACACAAAGUGGCCAAAGACUGCUGACCGAUCACGGGACUUUGGGGGUCCCAAUGCCAGCCCCUCCUCCCUCUUCACCAACAUCCAGGGCAAGUCCAAAUACGUUGCCAACCUCCCCCUCACAUACAACAGCUUUCCUUCCGAUCAGACAUCACGGCAGCGACGGAGCAUCAGCCAACCAGAUGCUAAGAAGCCUGGCAUCGCAAGGACCAAGCAUAAUGAAACAGCUCCUGUGCUCCAGUCUGUGUCACUGUUGGAGGCGAAUGUGGUCAUCUUGCCCCAAGUCUGUGCUACAGGGGACAAUUGCAGGACUGGAAAUAUCACUUAUCGCAUUCCCAUCAGCAAAUUUACAUCAGUGAACACAAAUCUUACUUUGGAAAUGAAUGCUUCCUCAGCUGUAUCUGGCUAUCUUUGUAAUCUCACAUCCAACAGCCCAUGUCUGCACACUGAAAAUAACCUAGACAACUUGUCUAAUGCAACAGAUAUUCAGAGAGCAACAUACCGUUGGCCUGUGGUCAUGAUGCCAUUCCAGGAAUUUACUUACCAUUUCCGAUUAGCUAGGCCUGGCCAAGCUAACUGCAGUACCCCUGUGGAGCAGAUGGGCUCUCUCUUUAAUGACUACUAUUUCCAGUUUUAUUGGCUCUGUGAAUGAGUCUCGGGAACACCUGCACCCUUUUGACAGAAGCAGAAAAAACGAUGGGCUCCAAGACUCAUUUGACUGAAUACUCUCUUCAAAGAACGCCACGCCCUGACUAGUUGCUUCUAAUCGAUAAUCCCUUCCUUUGGGCCUGAGUUACUUUGGUUUCCUUCCUAGCAGAUGGAGGUUAAUCUUAGAAUGCCAUACUUUGGGAAGGAAUAGUGCCACAAGCAAAACAAGGAAAUACAGAGGCAUUUUGUUUUCUUGAUUUGCUGUAGGAUGCUAGAAUUCCUCUGGCCUCCGAGUACACUGGAUUUUAAAAUUUUAGGCUUGACCAUGCUUGUGUUCGGUCUAUUUGGACAUCUCAGAACUGAAAGAUAUGGCUUGACUGGAAACAAAUCUUGGUGCCCAGAAAGUCAAUGAAGCAGCUUUUUAAUGCAAAUUUCUUACCAAUGAUGUUAGAAGUCCUAUUCUAAAAUGGAAACACUGGAUCUGUCUGAAAAGGAAUUCUAUCUAGAUGUGUUGCAAGUCGUACACUGGAAUUUUCGACUUUCUAGCUGGCAGUCAGAUGCUUCUCUUUAAAGCUAUGCUUGGCAGAAAUCCUGGUGACACUGGAAUUCAGGGCUGAUAGUUGUUUUCAAUAGCAAUAACCAAUGGAAAAGCUAUGGGGUUUACCUCUCACUUCUUCCUGUAUCUACCUUACUAUAAAUUUAUAUUUGGCAGACAACAAACCUCAAGGACCCUGCAAAAGCCACUCUCAGGCAGGUCACAUUUGCACCCAAAGUGCCUUCUUUUCAGGACUGGAUGAAGAUGCUUCUCAAGAAGAUAGAUCUCUUCUUCAAAUAUACUUGAGAAAAUAGCCCCUGGGCUCUACAACUGGACUUCACAAUGCUGGUAUCGAAAAAGCAUUGACUGAAACCUUUUAAAUCCCAUUAUCUGUCGCUGCCAAAAAUACAUUCAUCCCAAAGAGAAUAUGGAAAAACUUAUAGUAUUAACCCUUGUGCCAGAAACUAGGAAAAGGAGGCCACCAGAAGCAACGUACCCAGUGCUAAAAAUAUCUACACUGAAUUUUUUUAAAAUCCCUAAGGGGUCACAGGGGUCUCUGUGAGGUAACAAACAAAAUACCUUUCUUCAUUCUAGGCUUUGAAUAUCCUUCAUAUUUCAGGUAAUUUACUGUUACAAGAUUUUAAUUUGCUAAACCACUUGUGGGGUUUUUUUUCACCAAAUAGAGAAAAAAAGCAGCAGCCAAUAUUCAAGUCAAUUAUUGAUUGGCUUGUGUCUCAUAGGAAACCAAAGUUGAAUCCACACCGAGUGCCAACCUGAGCCAAGAUUUUGAAUUAGGUGCUGGGAUAAGUCAGAUGUAUAAGCACAAUGUCAAGGUAUCAGCCUUUUGCCCUCAGUUCGAAGACAAAUGAGUCAGGUUGGUUCAGGCACUGGCCAUUUCUUUCUAAAAUAAUUAAAGAAGAUUUAUGUAGGAGCAACAACAGUUGCAUAGAAAACAAGGAGGUAAUCUGAUGGGGAAAGUAAGAAGCUGCUGGUUCAGCUCUCUCAACCAGAAUGAAAUUACUGUAUAAAGAAUAUAUGAAAAGAAGCGUUCUUGCCUUUGGCCUAUUCCAGCCAUCCAGCACUGCAAGCUUUUAAAUUGAUUACUGUAGUUAAAAAUGACUAAAGUAGACCUUGGCUAUUGGUAUUUUUUUAAGCAUUGGUGUGUUUGUGAAAACAUACAGUAGGGUUGCCUGCAUUUCUUGGUGGAACUGCCACAUUAUUAAUUUAUCUAUUACUGGGUAGGCAUACUUUUAAGCUAUUAUUCGUGUUGCAUAUUUGACACUGCAUUGUAUAUCUAUGCUAAAAAUCGCACUUCCCGGAGAAAAACAAUAGCUAAAAGUAGUUUUAUAAGAACACUUCUAAUAAAUGUAUUAAUAUGUAUGCUAACCUAGCAGUUCAAAAGCAUGCAAAUUUGAAUAGAUAAAUAGGUACCAUUUUGGUGGGAAGGCAACAGCAAUUCGUAUGCCUCAAGUCAUGUUGGCUACAUGACCAUGGAAAUGCUGGCUCCCUCAGCUACCGUAGAAAACAGAGAUGAGCACCGCCCCCUAGAGUUGGACACAACUGGACAGGGGAAACUUUUACCUUUAACCUGUUUUCACAAAAUAAUGUACUGGUCUAAUUGUUCUUCAGGAUGCUUUAAAGCAAGUGAUACUUAUGGAUGCAAUAUAAAAUUAAUUCAUUGUUAAUGAUUGACAUCUUUCUUUGGGAUGUUGUAUGUUGUGUGCCCAAGAAUAGCACCUAAAGAAAAACAGCAGUUGGGUAUUCCUAUUUAUUCAGAGCAAUGAUGAUACACUUGAUGAUAUAGGGCAGUGUUGGUGAAUCUUUUUGGCACCAGGUGCCGAAACGGGAACGUGUGCAUGCGUGCUGGAAACCGAAGAGCAGAUUCAGCUCCUGCGCAGCCCCGCCACCCCAGAAGAGCAGCAGCAGCAGCGUCAGCAGCAGGGCAAGGGGCAGGAGCAACUGGCCGGCUCCUGCAGCCACUUCCCUGCUGGUGAGCCAGGCCCUCAGCGGCAUCUCCAAGCAUGAGGAACUAUGCUCUCCUCUAGCCCUUCUAGGGCAGCUCGCCUCCCCGAUGGCAGCUCCUCCUCCUCCUGGCUUCUCCAGCAUCCCAGCCAGAAGUGGCAGCGGCAAGAACCGCCGCCAUCCCCUCAUACCUGGCAGGAUUAGCGGGCAGGGUGGCUGGCCGGCCAGCUGGCAAAAGUUGCCCCCGAAUUGGCCAGGCACUCCGGACCGUGGAUGCGCAUCAGUGCUGCAGUUUGGAGAGCUGGGGCUGCGCAAGAAGCCCGCUCAGGCAGGGAGGGAGGGAAGCCCCUGCCCGUCCUGGCUGAAAGCUUUGCUCCCCUAGGAAGCAACCACCAGGAUCCCUUCUGCACGUCUUUGGGCACUUGAGCUGUCGCCCGUUGCUAUUCUGGGUUCUGGCACACUGGCCAGCUGGUCUUCACGUGCGCAGAAGCGCUGGAAACCAGAAGAGCAGCCGCCGGGUGCGCAUGUACACACUGGGAAUUUGAUCUUCCGGUUCCCGGCGUGCAUAUGGGCACCAGCCAGCUGGUCUUCGUGCGCACAUGCAUGCCAGAAACCAGAAUACCAGGUGGCGGCUGCUCUUCUGGUUUCCAGUGCUCCCACGCGUGUGAAGACCAGUUGGCCGACACGCCGAAACCCAGAAGAGCAACGGGCAACGAUUCGCAUGUCUGAAAAGAUGGCUCUGCGUGACACUUCCAGCAUGCGUGCCAUAGGUUCGCCAUCACGGAUAUAGGGAGAAGACAGAGAAGUUUUAGUUAGGUCCACCUCAGAGAAAACAGACAUGUAAAGACUCUCAUGGCUGUCAUUACUAGUACUUGCCACCAGCUGGCAUUGUUGCACAAGAAAGAAUUAACGAUCAGUUUUUGUAUACAGAUACAGGAAGAGAUCUAAGGAGCAAACAUGCAUGAAGUAGGAAAUCUUUAAUACCUACAGUAUUUAAUUUGGCACUUAAUUUCAGAUAACUAACAUUAAACUGGAAUUGUAAUUUAUUGAUGUCAUUACUAUAGGUUUUAAACAUUGAAGAUAAUAUAUACUUUAGAUAAGGCUCUCUGGCCAAAAGAAAAAAGUUUAAACUGCAGUCCUGUACUCAUUAUUCACUGAUGAAUAACAGAAAGAAAUGAAUUUGAGUUCAGCAAUCUUCCAUAAGGAUGCACUGCUAAGCACUGCUUAUUGAAGGACUGCACUGAUUGGCAUUUCAGUGCAGAAUUGAGCUUCAGUUAUUAUGAAGACAGCCGUUGCCUGUACUUCUCUAGGCCAUCCUUGAUAGCAUUAGCUUCUCUCUUAACCCACUGUUCUGUUUUCCUCUUUCCCUCUACAUUCUUUUUUUCUUCUCCUCCUCUUCCUUCUCCUCAGUGCCUUAGUUUGGACAUAAUUGUAACAGAGCCAAUGUAAAGGAGAAUAGAGGAAAAUAUUGUACAUUUUAACAUGAUUUUGUUUGGAGUCUUUUUCUUCUAUACACACACUUGUGCUCAGAAUAACAAGAAGAAUAAAUGAUGAAACCAUAGGCCAGAUAAAAUCUUUCUUUUAUGGUUAUUCUUGGGAUGCUGUCCAAUCAUGUAAGCAUUUAUCAGGGACCAGUAUGAGAUGAAACAAAAUGCUUUAAAAGCCAUGAGGAGGGUUUGUUUUUUGGAACGAUUCUUUUUAAUUCACGAUUUUGUCCAUCCUUAUUCAUUUGCAUUCAGCUUUUGCUAGAAUUUAAUUCUUGUUUAUCAUUGAUGAGUACAAUUGUAUUGAUUCAGAUCUGCUUCAAAGCUUAUUUUAUCUUUCUAGAAUCUAUUUCCUAUAAAGAGCCAGCCAUGCAAGUAUCCAACACCUCUCCAGCUUCCUAUUUUCUAGCAAUGAAAUGUAUAUCAAGAUACACAUUUACUCUCCUCACAACCCUGCUUACCAUCUGUCUAUUGGUCUGUCAUGACCAUGCUUCUGAAGGCAGUGCAAGAACUGCUGUCACUUUAGAGGAUUGCAUCAAUCCUGACACUUUUUUCAUGUCAGGGUUCAACUCUUUCAGCUUCCCACAUAGUGGGAUCUUCCAAUGUUAUUCCAGCCAAAUGGAAAGAAGUCCUGCAAUGGUGCCCCUUUAGUUAAAGAAAUGCAAGUAGUAAAUCAUAGAAAUGGAAGAAUCUGUUGUUCCUUUUGAUUCCGUCUUAGCUCUAGUACGGCUCUUCUCAGCAGCAAGGUGCCAGAAUACUCCUUUAUUACAAGCAGUAAGAAAUCUUUAAACCCUUAGUUAAGAGCUAUUCAUUUAAAAACAAUCUGAUGAGGACAUUCACAUUUUCUUGACUAUCCCUUUGCCUACUCCUCAGUACUGAUAUAAAUAGCUAACCCACCACUGUUUGUUAUCUAUCCUGAUCAGGGUGAGGCAGCAAAGACAAAAUGACAUCAGAAAUAAAAACAACCAAUCACUUUCUUCUCCCAGUUGAUCCAAUGGAAUUGGAGAGAAGGUAUCUGUGUUUAUAUAUAAGUAUGCAUGUAUAUGUAUGUGUGUGUAUACAUACACACAAGCACACAUAUACAUAUAUCAAAUCUUUUUAUUGGCAAAUUCACAUCAAAGUUUUCUCUGGUAUGCAUAAUCUUUUAUAACGAGUAUUACUCUUUAUAUUACAGGUUUCAUUGUUUUAAAAUGCUGUAACACUGCAUCUAUAAUAUCUCGCUUGUCUCAAAAUGCUUCAAAGUAUCAAGUGUGGAACAGAGAAAAUUAGCCAAAAAAAUCAUAGCAAAUUAAUAACCAUCAGUGCCUCAGUUAUUAGCAUAAUCACAUAAACUGGACCUUUCGACCAUACAAUCUUUACUCAUCUUGUUUUAGAACAUUCCUUCCCAUUUGCAUUAUUUACAGACUUCUCAAAAGCAAAAUAGUGAUUAACAACUGUAUCUGUUCCUGUCUGAUAGAGACAGGUUAAGAGAUGGUGCUUCCUGCUUAGUUGGUAGCUCACCUUUCUAAGAGCUAAAAUUCUAACUGUGCCUCUUUAGACACUGGGGAGGAACAGGAAGAAAAAACAAGGGUAGAAAUGGAGCCAGCUUUUAAAGUUUGGCUACUCUGAAGGUUAGGAAUGAUUUCUCAAAAGGAAAAUCCAUACACUUUUUGUAUUUUUAUUAUUGUUAAAGCUUAAAGCCUGUAUAUAAAUAUUUUAUGCCAUCACUGUGAGCCUUAAGGAAUAUAAAGCACUAAUUGUUUUGUUUAAAAGUUGCUACCACAGCUUUAAUCAUUGUAUAUUGUCCACAAUUUCAAAGUCAUAUACUUAGUGAGUACUAUGUUAAUGUUUUAUUAUUAUUUUAGUUUGGUGGAGAAUAAGUGAAGUUGCUUUUUCUUCUACCACCUGCUUUUCCAAUUUGUAUUUAUAUUUUGUUCUUGUUUUGGAGUUCUGGUGGUCAGGAUUCCUCUACUUUUGUUUGCUUAUCUAGAGCCUAAUUCUUAGGAAAUGUACCUGUAUAAAUAAAUACCCAAGUAUACUA